Molecule: messenger RNA, 228 nt
Organism: Penicillium brevicompactum
Lineage: Eukaryota; Fungi; Ascomycota; Eurotiomycetes; Eurotiales; Aspergillaceae
Exons: 1
Coding region: 1-228 (75 amino acids)
Source: RefSeq, a predicted model, not a curated record
AUGCAGGGGAUGACUAGAAUCGUCGCGCAAGAGAUUUGCAUCUCUAAAAGUCGUCUGCGCAAGUAUGAAAGCCGCGGGAAUCGGAUCAUCUAUAAGCACGCCUGGAACUGGUUGGAUCUGGCCCGUGUCAACCUUCCUGGUUAUGCGGACUAUGCGUCUACUAACCAGGAAUAUCUUUUCCUGUAUGAGAUUCCGGGAACCUUCAUUGUGAAAACGUUUAAGAUCUGA